Messenger RNA from Oncorhynchus tshawytscha (Chinook salmon), 4146 nucleotides. RefSeq names its product protein phosphatase Slingshot homolog 2. Gene Ontology annotation, cellular component: cytoplasm. The coding region runs from base 421 to 4002 and encodes 1193 amino acids. The record is from RefSeq and is a predicted model, not a curated record. The transcript is spliced from 14 exons. Gene Ontology annotation, molecular function: protein tyrosine/serine/threonine phosphatase activity; actin binding. Gene Ontology annotation, biological process: actin cytoskeleton organization; protein dephosphorylation; negative regulation of actin filament polymerization. Lineage: Eukaryota; Metazoa; Chordata; Actinopteri; Salmoniformes; Salmonidae.
CUCCUGCCGGUGUCCCGUUUACAAGUUUAAAGCUUUUACAGUAGGACGGACGCGAGUGCUCUUCACAAAUAUUGAUUAUAGGUCGUUUGAAAGAUCCCACCGCAAGAAUAACUCCGUACGGUGUUACAGAAUUUGGAACAGUCUUGCAAUUAGAGGAUACUGUACUUAAUACACAGUAAAAACAAAUAUGUUUUUUAUUUUAAAUAAUUGUAUGAUAGGCUUAACGUUUUUAUUUUACUAACAGUUUACUUUAUUUUCCAGCUGCCUAUUUUAUAAUGUCGCGAAGGAGAUAGGUCGACAAAACAUACUGUCGAAUAUCUAUCGGAUUCGUUGUACUAAUAAGUGUUGACAAUGGUCGGAGUGGAGUGAGCCUUUUCGAAGAUAUUUUGCGCUAUCGGUCUGCUGUUCCGUGGUCCGGUCAUGACUCUCGGUAGUGUCUCCGCUACCGGGAGCUCGGCGGAGGGCUGCUUCUGCUCCUGCUGCGGAGUGAAGAUGAUGCCCUACUUCUCCGACAACGGAGUUGUGUCUCAGAACCAGAUCAACCAACUCAUCAGUGAGAGCUUCCUGACGGUGAAGGGCGCCGCUGUCUUCCUGCCUCGGGGAAAUGGCUCCUCCCCUUCCUCGGCACCCCGCAUCAGCCAGCAGUGGAACAAACACACAGGUGACCUCCAGCAGCACCUGCAGGCUAUGUUCACCGUGCUGCGGCCAGAAGACAACAUCCGCCUGGCUGUGCGCCUGGAGAGUGCGUACGCUCAGCCUCAGUGCACGCGUUACAUGGUGGUGGUGUCCACCAAUGGGAGACAGGACACAGAGGAGAGCGUGGUUCUGGGCCUGGACUUUGGCUCCUCAGACAGCUCAUGCACAAUGGGGCUGGUUCUACCCCUGUGGAGCGACACACUGAUCCACUUGGACGGAGACGGGGGCUUCAGUGUGUCCACGGUCAACAGGGUCCAUGUCUUCAAACCGGUCUCUGUCCAGGCCAUGUGGUCCGCCCUGCAGUCGCUCCACAAGGCGUGCGAGGUGGCCCGCUGUCACAACUACUACCCCGGUAGCCUGUUCCUGACCUGGGUCAGCUACUAUCAGAGCCAGGUCUCCUCUGACCAGGUCUGCAUCAACGAGUGGAACGCCAUGCAGGACGUCCAGUCCCACCGCGCCGACUCGCCCAUCCUCUUCACCGAUGUGCCCACAGAGAGGGAGCGCACGGAGAGGUUGAUCAAGACUCGCCUCAGAGAGAUCAUGAUGCAGAAAGACCUGGAGAAUGUCACCUCCAAAGAGAUUCGCACAGAGCUGGAGAUGCAGAUGGUGUGCAACCUUCGGGAGUUCAAGGAGUUUAUUGACAACGAGAUGAUCGUCAUCCUGGGUCAGAUGGACAGCCCCACAGAGAUCUUUGACCAUGUUUACCUGGGCUCUGAGUGGAACGCUUCAAACUUGGAAGAGCUGCAGACCAGCGGUGUGAGGUACAUCCUCAAUGUGACGCGGGAGAUCGACAACUUCUUCCCAGGCGUUUUUGAGUACCACAACAUCCGCGUGUACGACGAGGAGGCCACCAACCUGCUGGAGUACUGGAACGACACCUACAAGUUCAUCACCAAGGCCAGGAAAGCAGGGGCUAAGUGCCUGGUCCACUGUAAGAUGGGUGUGAGUCGCUCGGCCUCCACGGUGAUCGCUUACGCCAUGAAGGAGUACGGCUGGGACCUGGAGAGUGCCUUCGACUACGUCAAGGAGCGCCGCGGUGUCACCAAGCCCAACCCCUCCUUCAUGAAGCAGCUGGAGGAGUACCAGGGUAUCCUGCUGGCCAGUAAACAGAGGCAUAACAAGUUGUGGCGCUCCCACUCGGACAGCUACCUCUCAGAGCGCCACGAGUCUCCGCUGUGUAAGACGGGCCCACCCAGCCACACCCUGGGCCUCUCGGACCCACACAACAACAACAACAAUGGCCCCACGCCCUCCCUGCAACACUUCCUGCUCCAGGCGCUUGGUGCUGCCAAUGACCCCGACAACAAGUCCAAGGGCUCCCACAUCUCAGACACACAGUCGGAGCCCGUCCGACUCACCCGCUCACUCUCCCACUCUCCUGGUCCGCCAGCCUCCAACGGUCUGUGUGACUCCCGGGAGAGACUCUUUUCUCGAGGGCGAGGACCCCGCCAGGACUCCUUCCUCCCACGGGCGGUCACGGUGGUGCCCGAGGAGAGAACGGACAACUCUGCUCUGGCGGGGGUGACCGUGACUGUGCCAAUCACCGCCGUCCCCCAUCCUCCUCCCUCACUGCAUAUCCUCCCUCCUUCUCCCUUCCCCCAGCCACUGGCCAAACCCCUCCAUCUAGGUUUGAGCACACAGUUGUCCAGUCCUGUGCCUAAACAGAAAUCCCAGAGUGUAGAGCUGACCCUGGGUCUGCCUGACCACAGCAGCUCCGAGGUCGUAUCUCAGGACACCCUGGAGUCCAGCGACGACUCGGACACCCUGGGACGCUCCCUGUCAGACCCGCUGAGUGAGAGGGGGGACAGUGUCAGUAUGAUGUCCCCAGGGAUCCCCAUGGCCGUGAGCCCUCUCACCCCAACAACGCCUGGGUCUUUAGGACCCUACGCCAACGAUGACAACAACAACCCCUGCGGCGACACAGACACUAUCCUCGCUAACCCCGUCGGCGUCCCCACGUCCUCCAACCUCGGAACGGACAGCAUCGACUUCUUCAGCGCCCGCGAGAAAUUCCUGGGCCUAUCCCAAGACGGAAAGACCCGGACUCUUUCCGAGCAGAUGGCUCAGCGGACGCCUCAGUCGCGGUGCCCCAGCCAGGAGCUGCAGCCGCUGUCCCCCGAGAACCCUGCUGGAGCACUGCCACCACUGCCAAGCAAAGAGGAAGAGGAGCAGGGAAAGAGUUCCCCCCAUACGGAGGACGGUAGCGACCGAGCCAGUCAAGAAAAAGCCUCGUCACCUCCCCAUCACGACAACGGCGUGUCAGUCCGCCAUAUUGUCACAGAGAUAGAGUCCAUAUCCCACCCGCCGGUGGCGGCGCCCCUCUCCUCCACCCAGCCGGCCCCCCACAGCCCACAGCAGCUGCGCCAAGACGACCGGGACGAGGAGACCCCAUUGACCUCCUCCUACCCACAAUCCCCCUCCACGCCUCCCUCGGAUUGGCCGGCCGGCUCGGUGCGCAGGGCCACCAAACAGCUAGAGCAGAGGCUGAGGCAGGAGCUGGACUUAACUCUCAGCAACAUGUCUACCCAACGCUCCCCUCUCCUCUCCCCCAGUGCAGAGUUCCACCCCACGGGCUCCCCUCUCCACUCCCCCAGUGCAGAGUUCCACCCCACGGGCUCCCCUCUUCACUCCCCCAGUGCAGAGUUCCACCCCACGGGCUCCCCUCUCCACUCCCCCAUUGCAGAGUUCCACCCCACGGGCUCCCUCUCCACUCCCCCAUUGCAGAGUUCCACCCCACGGGCUCCCCUCUCCACUCCCCCAGUGCAGAGUUCCACCCCACGGGCUCCCCUCUCCACUCCCCCAGUGCAGAGUUCCACCCCACGGGCUCCCCUCUCCACUCCCCCAGUGCAGAGUUCCACCCCACGGGCUCCCCUCUCCACUCCCCCAGUGCAGAGUUCCACCCCACGGGCUCCACUCCCCCAGUGCAGAGUUCCACCCCACGGGCUCCACUCUCCACUCCCCAGUGCAGAGUUCCACCCCACGGGCUCCCCUCUCCACUCCCCCAGUGCAGAGUUCCACCCCACGGGCUCCCCUCUCCACUCCCCCAGUGCAGAGUUCCACCCCACGGGCUCCCCUCUCCACUCCCCCAGUGCAGAGUUCCACCCCACGGGCUCCCCUCUCCACUCCCCCAGUGCAGAGUUCCACCCCACGGGCUCCCUCUCCACUCCCCCAGUGCAGAGUUCCACCCCACGGGCUCCCCUCUCCACUCCCCCAGUGCAGAGUCCCACCCACCCCUCCUCGCUCCUACCACAGACUGCCCCAAGCAGCGUAGGCCAACCCCUGCUCCUGAGCAAGGAAGACCUCUGAACGAGGCUUUCACUGUGUCUGCAGAGCCCAAAGGAGAGACUGAGCAGGGAGGGUUUGUCGUCUCAAACAUGGACGUUGCCCCUUCCUUCUCUCACUACCCAGAUGCCUGCCACACCCCUAAGCCCAUCCCAAUCAUUGUGUGCU